Symbiodinium sp. CCMP2456 is the source of this 1434-nucleotide messenger RNA. The record is from the annotation of a GenBank genome assembly. NCBI's taxonomy places the organism in Eukaryota, Dinophyceae, Suessiales, Symbiodiniaceae.
AUGCCCGUGCCUCCGGGGGCUCCCCGGCCUGCUGGCUAUGGAGCCGUGGUGUUGCCGGUGAGGUGCGAGGCCAUGCGGCCGCAAGGUUUCGUGGCAGUGCCAUCCUUUCGCGUCGAAGCGCCAGCCGCUGCCUCGCCGAUGAUGAGGAAAGCUCCCGAUGUUCUUUCUGUCACGAGCGGCUGCGCACCGCGACAGGCAACUGUUCCGGUGCCCAUACAAGUCGCAUCUGGAUAUCAAGCCCUUCGACCACCAACUGCUCCACGCCGCCCGGCUGUGGCUGUGCCACUGGCACCCCGUGGUGUGGGCCCGGGCCCAGGUGCGACUACCUUUGGUGCGACUUCACCGGUCGCGGCACCCCGAGUGGUGCGAGUGCGAACAUCACCGUCGCCACGUCGCGUGGACAUUGCGCCCCAUGCAGAUGCAAUGCGGCUGCCAACACCUGCACGCGCGGUGCAGAUCCCCAUUGUGCAGUCCUCCACAGCCAUCACGGCUUUGUCUCCCGUGCAUCGCGCCCGGGUCAUUCUUCCUACGGACCGGAGUCCCAAGGCAUCUCCGGUGCUCCGGGGCUUCGGCUUUCCUCAGACCGUUGUGACCCGGAAGGCACCCGAAGUCGCCAAGGCAGAGGCGAAGCCCGAGGCCGUGCAGCCCGUGCAGCCCGUUCAGCCCGUUCAGCCCGAAGUCGCGAAGGAAGCUGCGGCCACCAAGAGUGUCGAUGCUCCCAAGGAGCCCCUCUCGGUCUCGUCGGACACAGCAAAAGAGGAGAAGGAGGAGAAGGAGAUAAAAGAGGCCGCCAAAGAAUCCAAGCGGGACGCGCAGGCAGGGCAAGGAGAGCACACGGACUCGCCGGACCUUCUGGGCGACUUUCGCUCCCAAACCUCCACGCAGGCCUCCGAGGUCAAAUGUGAAUCCCCUCAGAUCGCUGGAGUACCGGUACUCGAGGAGGAGGUUCGUAGUGUGCGGCCUUUGCCGCCACGGCCACAGCAUGCACCGGACCUCCGUGAAGUGAUGGCAGAACCCGUCGACGAUCCAGUUGGCUUUGCAUGGGAGUUCCUGCCGGACAGACAUCCAGUCGAGGCCGAGGGCGAGCGGCGCUUCGUCGGCGAGUGCCUCGCGCGUGUCGGGCUCGAGCUUCAGGUGGCCGGGGGUCUGGCGAGGUAUGUGCAGAAGAGAGAGGACUUGACGCAGCUCCACUGCCGACUUGAGGCCUCGGAAACCGAGAACAUCCCGCUCCAGGUCCUGCGCGUGGUGCUCGAGGAGACGCUGCAGGAAAGAGUUCGACGGGGUGGACAAGGCAUUUUCGUGCAAGCUGGAGUGAUGAUGUCCAUGGGCAACAAGAAGGUGGUGAAGAUCGCAUGCAGUUGCGACGGCAGUGAGGGCCACCUGUCAGUAUGUUGGGAUUGGGAUGUCAAGCUUGAGCCAAAGUGCGACCCCUAG